AUGUCCGAGCUCGACCCGCAAGAGCACAUCCGAAAGCAACGAAAUAUUGCCUCAGGCUACGCGCUCUCGAAUAUCAUCCAACAUGAACCGUAUUUCGACGCCGUCCUUCGACUCCUAACUACGCGCCUCGACGACUACUGCAAAUCGAGACAACCAAUCGAGCUUGACCGGUGGUUUACUUUCUUCGCAUUCGAUGCUGUGGGAGAGGUGAUCUUCUCAAAGUCCUUUGGAUUUCUGGAACAGGGUAAAGAUGUAAGGGACGCGAUCAACAAUCAGAGACUGUUGGCUCCCUAUGCAGCAUUUAUGGGCUACUACUGCUGGCUUCAUAACUUGACGCUAGGCAAUCCUCUGCUUAGCCGUCUAGGAAUCCAACCAUCUUCUCAUCUUUUCGAUACAUGUACCGCUGCUAUCGAGGCCCGCAAGAAGAACCCCGCGAAACGAGUUGAUAUGAUGCAGAAAUGGCUCGAUACUCGUGCCAAGUAUCCUGACCGGAUGGAGGAAGUUGAGGUUUUCUCUACUGCCGUCGGAACCCUCGGCGCUGGCGGAGAUACUGUGGCUGCUACGAUCCAGGCCCUUUUCUAUUAUAUGAUUCGCCAUCCACAUUACAUGGCUCGCCUACAGGAGGAGCUUGAUGCUGCACAGGCUAGUGGGGAACUCUCAGACGUCGUCCAAUACUCCGAGACUCAGAAACUACCAUUCCUUCAAGCUUGUGUAAGUUUGGUCCUGUUUCAAACGUUGACGUUCUGCUAA
Penicillium chermesinum is the source of this 750-nucleotide messenger RNA. RefSeq lists its product as uncharacterized. The transcript has a single exon. Lineage: Eukaryota; Fungi; Ascomycota; Eurotiomycetes; Eurotiales; Aspergillaceae. The record is from RefSeq and is a predicted model, not a curated record. Gene Ontology annotation, molecular function: heme binding; iron ion binding; monooxygenase activity. Bases 1 to 750 code for a protein of 249 amino acids.